AUGGCGACAGCGGUAUUAAAGCAGUCAGUGUUGCUCGCGCGAGGUACUCAAACUCUAGCCGAUCUUCAGACGACUAGCGGGAAGAAGGGAGGAAAGGCGUCGUCGUUUUUCGGAGCAUCCGUGGCAGUGCACGCAAGGUCUAGGUUUCUCUCCGGUGCUGCUGUCUGCAGACGCGUGGCCGUUCGUGAUACGACCAAUGUCGCAAGCCGUCGCUUUAACUUGUCGCGUGCGACUGCGGUGUACUCGACGGCAAAUGUUGCGACGGAUGACGUCGAGAAGGCCUAUGAGGUGGCGGACGCGGAGGAGCUCCUUAAAGAGCAUGGAGCGUGCGGUGUCGGCCUGAUCGCAUCGCUAAAGAACGAGUCCACGCAUAAGAUUAUCGAGCAGGGUCUGACGGCGCUGGGGUGCAUGGAGCAUCGCGGCGGGUGCAGCGCCGACAAUGACUCGGGCGACGGCGCGGGGCUCAUGACGGCCGUGCCGUGGGAUCUUCUCGACAGCUGGCAGCAGGAGAACGGCCGCGGCCCGCUCGACCGCGCCGCGACGGGCGUGGGCAUGGUGUUCCUGCCGAAAAAAGAGAGCGACGCCGAGACCGCCAAGAAACUGGUGGAGGCGGUGAUCAAGGAGGAGGGGCACGGGCUGGAGGUGGUGGGGUGGCGGCAAGUGCCAGUCAACGAGGCCGUGGUGGGGCCCUUCGCGCGCGUCACGCUGCCCACUAUCCAGCAGCUCGUGCUCUCCGUGCCAGGCCUCGCCCCCGACGACACUGAGCGCGAGCUCUACAUCCUCCGAAAGCUCAUCGAGAAGACUGUCACGCGCACCAUCGCAGCAGAGGCAGCAGCAGCAGGGGUGCCAACAACAGAUCAUCCCUUGAACGACCUGUACUUCUGCUCGCUGUCCAGCAAGACGAUUAUCUACAAGGGCAUGCUGCGCGCGGCUGUCGUCGGGGCGUUUUACGCGGAUUUGAAGAACGAGCUGUUCCGCAGCCCGUUUGCCAUCUAUCAUCGGCGGUUCAGCACCAACACCACGCCUAAGUGGCUCCUGGCGCAGCCCAUGCGGUUCCUGGGGCACAACGGCGAGAUCAACACGCUGCAGGGGAACCUGAACUGGAUGGUGUCGCGCGAGCCCACGCUCACGUCCCCUGUGUGGCGCGGGCGGGAGGCGGAUAUUUUCCCUGUGGUUAACCUCGCUGCGUCUGACUCAGCUAAUCUGGAUGGUGUUGCUGAGCUGCUGCUGAACAGUGGCAGGCGGCCGGAGGAGGUGCUGAUGAUGCUCGUGCCUGAGGCCUACCAAAACCACCCCACGCUCUCCGCCAAGUACCCCGAGGUGGUGAGCUUCUACGAGUACUACAAGUCGCAGAUGGAGGCGUGGGAUGGACCCGCCCUGCUCGUCUUCAGCAACGGGAGGACAGUGGGAGCGUGUCUGGAUCGCAAUGGGCUGCGCCCGGCGAGGUACUGGAGGACCAACGAUGACAUGCUCUACGUCGCCUCUGAGGUGGGAGUGCUGAACAUGGACGAGGCGACCAUUGUGAGCAAGGGCCGUCUGGGGCCAGGCAUGAUGAUCUCCGUGGACCUGCACACCGGCGAGGUGCUGUCCAACACAGCUAUUAAGAGGCAGGUGGCGAACGCACACCCCUUCAAGGAGUGGCUCGAUAAGGAGUCACGUCAGAUCGUCCCCAUGCCAUUCGCUGCUGAGCCAGCCCUCUCCCCUGACGAGGUGCUCCGCAGGCAGAAUGCGUACGGGUAUUCGAGUGAGGACGUGGUGAUGGUGAUAGAGAGCAUGGCAGCGCAGGCCAUCGAGCCCACCUUCUGCAUGGGCGAUGACACACCCCUCCCCGUGCUCUCAGCGCGCCCCCACCUCCUCUUCAACUACUUCAAGCAGCGCUUCGCCCAGGUGACGAACCCGGCCAUCGACCCCCUGCGCGAGGGCCUGGUGAUGUCUCUGGAGAUUGCGCUGGGGCGGCGAGACAACAUCCUUGAUGUCGGUGCCGAGCAUGCCAACGUGGUGCGCCUGACCUCGCCAGUGUUGAACGAGGCGGAGAUGCAGGAGCUCAUGGACGACAAGCAGCUCGCAGCAGCGCGCCUGCCCAUCUUCUUCGAUGUCUCCCAGGGCGUGGAUGGCGCUCUCUCCCGCGGCCUCGACGCCCUCUGCGCCGCUGCUGACGCUGCUGUCGACUCCGGAGCGCAGCUGCUAGUGCUGUCGGACAACGCCGACCAGCUCGACGCCACCCGGCCGGCGAUCCCGGCGUUAUUGGCCGUGGGCGCCGUGCACCACCAUUUGAUUCGCACUGGGAAGCGUCUUCAUGCGUCGAUAGUGGUGGAGACGGCGCAGUGUUUCAGCACACACCACUUUGCGUGCCUUGUGGGGUACGGGGCGAGUGCUGUGUGUGCGUAUGGCGCGUUGGAGACUGUGCGGCAGUGGCGGGCGAGUGAGAAGACGCAGAAGCUCAUGACGUUUGGCAAGCUGCCCUCCGUCACCUCGGAGCAGGCUCAGCUCAACUACCGCAAGGCGAUAGAGAAGGGGCUGAUGAAGAUUCUGUCGAAGAUGGGCAUCUCGCUGCUGUCCAGCUACUGUGGCGCGCAGAUCUUUGAGAUCUAUGGGCUCGGCGCCCCGGUCGUGGACCGCGCCUUCAAAGGCUCCGUCUCCCGCAUUGGGGGACUCACCCUCGACGAGCUUGCGAACGAGAGCCUGACAUUCUGGGCCAAGGGGUUUGGCGCGGAGGGCAAGGGCAAGCUGGAGAACAUGGGGUUCCUGCAGGUGAGGCAGGGCAGCGAGUACCACCGCAGCAACCCCGACAUGAGCAAGCUGGUGAGGCAGGGCGGCGAGUACCACAGCAACAACCCCGAGAUGAGCAAGCUGCUACACAAGGCCGUGCGCCAGGGGGAGCAGACCGCCUACUCCGCCUACCAGGCCCACCUCGCCACGCGCCCUGUCAACGUCCUCCGUGACUUGCUCGAGCUCGACACUGCGAGCCGCACGGCGAUUCCCUUAGAAGAGGUGGAGUCGGCUGCAUCGAUCGCCACGCGGUUCUGCACGGGAGGCAUGUCUUUGGGUGCCAUUUCCAGGGAGUGCCACGAGGUGAUUGCGGUCGCCAUGAACCGGCUGGGCGGGAAGAGCAACUCGGGUGAGGGCGGAGAGGACCCGAUGCGGUGGGUCGAGCUGGAGGAUGUCGAUGCAGACGGGCGGUCGCCCACGUUUCCCCAUCUCAAGGGCUUGAGGAACGGCGACAAGGCGACGAGCGCGAUCAAGCAGGUGGCGUCGGGGCGGUUUGGAGUGACGCCGACGUUCCUGGCGAAUGCGGAUCAGCUGGAGAUCAAGGUGGCGCAGGGGGCGAAGCCGGGGGAGGGAGGGCAGCUGCCGGGGAAGAAGGUGUCGCCCUACAUUGCCCAACUCAGGAGCUCCAAGCCUGGCGUGCCGCUCAUCUCGCCCCCGCCCCACCAUGACAUCUACUCCAUUGAAGACCUCGCCCAAUUGAUUUUUGACCUGCACCAGGUAAACCCAGCGGCCAAGGUGUCAGUGAAGCUGGUGGCGGGGCAUUGGAACACGGCAAAGGUGUCCGUGAAGCUGGUGGCGGAGGCAGGCAUCGGCACAGUGGCGAGCGGCGUGGCCAAGGCCAAUGCGGACAUCAUCCAGAUCUCAGGCCACGAUGGCGGCACGGGCGCCAGCCCCAUCAGCUCCAUCAAGCAUGCUGGCGGGCCCUGGGAGAUGGGUCUCACUGAGACGCACCAGACGCUGCUGGCGAACGGUCUGAGGGACCGCGUGGUGCUGCGCGUGGACGGGGGCAUCAAGUGCGGCACAGACGUGCUCGUGGCGGCUGCUAUGGGCGCCGACGAGUUUGGCUUCGGGUCGCUUGCCAUGAUCGCCACGGGGUGCAUCAUGGCGCGUAUCUGCCACACCAACAACUGCCCUGUUGGGGUUGCCUCUCAGAGGGAGGAGCUGAGGGCGCGCUUCCCAGGGGUGCCAUCAGACCUCGUCAACUACUUUGUCUUCGUCGCAGAGGAGGUGCGGGUGGGGCUGGCAUCGCUGGGCAUGAAGAGUUUGGACGAGCUGGUGGGGCGAGUGAACGCACUCAAGGCCAGAGACGUGGCACUUGCUAAGACCAACUCCAUCGACCUCUCCUACCUCCUCACUUACCCCGGGGUGUCAGCAGCGAGCAGCACGGAGCGCAUGGCACAGGAGGUGCACUCCAACGGACCCAUGCUGGACGACACCCUCCUCGCCAACCCCACCGUAAUGGCGGCCAUAGAGCAGAACAAGGUGGUGCAGCUAGCCACGCCCAUAGUCAACACGGAUCGCUCCACGUGUGGCCGUGUGGCCGGCGCCAUUGCCAAGCGCCAUGGGGACUCGGGCUUCACUGGCGCUGUCAACAUCACGUUCAAGGGCAGUGCAGGGCAGUCGUUUGGGUGCUUCCUGGCAGGCGGCAUGAACAUUCGGCUCAUUGGCGAGGCAAACGACUACGUCGGCAAGGGCAUGGCAGGGGGGCAGAUAGUGGUGGUGCCAUCCAAGGCAGCGACUUUCCAGGCCGAGACAGCCACCAUCAUCGGCAACACAUGUCUCUACGGCGCCACAGGCGGGCGGCUGUUUGUGCGCGGGUGUGCGGGGGAGCGCUUCGCUGUGCGCAACUCCAACGCGCAGGCCGUGCUGGAGGGCGCCGGCGACCACUGCUGCGAGUACAUGACUGGCGGCACCGUUGUGGCGCUCGGCAAGGUGGGGCGCAAUGUGGCAGCAGGCAUGACGGGAGGCAUCGGGUACUUCCUUGAUGAGGACGACACCUUCUCCCCCAAGGUGAACCGGGAGAUUGUGGCGAUGCAGAGAGUGGUGUCGCCAGGGGGCCAGGAGCAGCUCAAGUCGCUCAUCCAGGACCAUGCGGAUCUGACGGGCAGUGCCAAGGCGGCUGCCAUCCUGGCAGAGUGGGACAAGUUCCUGCCGCUCUUCUGGCAGCUCGUGCCGCCCAGCGAAGCCAACUCGCCAGAAGCCAAGGCGCCUGCUGCUGAAGAACCCGUCGCUGCACUUGCAUGA
Messenger RNA from Closterium sp. Naga37s-1, 5013 nucleotides. NCBI's taxonomy places the organism in Eukaryota, Viridiplantae, Streptophyta, Zygnematophyceae, Desmidiales, Closteriaceae. The record is from the annotation of a GenBank genome assembly.